This is a messenger RNA of Heterocephalus glaber (naked mole-rat), 2914 nucleotides long. RefSeq names its product adaptor protein, phosphotyrosine interacting with PH domain and leucine zipper 2 (gene Appl2). Gene Ontology annotation, biological process: signaling. Gene Ontology annotation, molecular function: protein binding. Lineage: Eukaryota; Metazoa; Chordata; Mammalia; Rodentia; Bathyergidae. Gene Ontology annotation, cellular component: cytoplasm; endosome membrane. The record is from RefSeq and is a predicted model, not a curated record.
GGCGGGGCCGCGGCGGCCGGAGCAGCGACCGAGUCCCGGAGCACGGAGCGUCCCGUCCUCUGCCUGUCCUCGGCCCGUCCUCGGCCUGUCCUCGCCCCUCGCCCGCCGCGCCAUGCCCUCCGUGGACAAGCUCCUGCUGGAGGAGGCCUUGCAGGACAGCCCCCAGACCCGCUCUUUGCUGAGCGUCUUUGAAGAGGAUGCUGGAACUCUCACCGUCUAUACCAACGAGCUGCUGCAGGCCAUGCAGCGAGUCUAUGGGGCCCAGAAUGAAAUGUGCCUGGCUACACAGCAGCUUUCCAAGCAGCUGCUGGCGUACGAGAAACAGAACUUUGCCCUUGGCAAAGGUGAUGAAGAAGUCAUCUCGACACUCCACUGUUUCUCCAAGGUGGUGGAAGAGCUUAACGCUCUCCACACGGAGCUGGCCAAGCAGCUGGCCGACACCAUGGUCCUGCCCAUCAUCCAGUUCCGGGAGAAGGACCUCACGGAAGUCAGCACUCUGAAGGAUCUCUUUGGACUGGCCAGCGACGAUCAUGACCUUGCCAUGGCAAAGUACAGCCGGCUCCCUAAAAAGAAGGAGAACGAAAAGGUGAAGGCCGAGGUCAGGAAGGAGGUGGCAGCUGCGCGGCAGAAGCAGCACCUGUCGUCCCUGCAGUACUACUGUGCCCUCAACGCGCUGCAGUACCGGAAGCAGAUGGCCAUGAUGGAGCCCAUGAUAGGCUUCGCCCGUGAGCAGAUUCACUUUUUUAAGAAGGGCGCAGAGAUGUUUUCCAGGAGCAUGGACAGCUUCCUCUCCUCUGCAACAGACAUGGUUCAAAGCAUCCAGGUGGAGCUGGAGGCCGAAGCGGAGAAGAUGCGGGUGUCGCAGCAGGAGCUGCUGUCUGUGGAUGAGUCUGUGUACACCCCAGACUUCGAUGUGGCCGCCCCCGAGAUCAACCGGAACCUCAUCCAGAAGGCCGGGUACCUUAAUCUGAGAAACAAAACGGGGCUGGUGAGCACCAGCUGGGAGCGGCUCUACUUCUUCACCCAAGGCGGGAACCUCCUGUGCCAGCCCCGGGGCGCCGUGGCUGGGGGGCUCAUCCAGGACCUGGACAACUGCUCGGUGAUGGCGGUGGACUGCGAGGACCGGCGCUACUGCUUCCAGAUCACGGCCCCCAACGGGAAAUCGGGAAUAAUCCUCCAGGCCGAGAGCAGGAAGGAGAAUGAGGAGUGGAUCUGCGCCAUCAACAACAUCUCCAGGCAGAUCUACCUGACGGAGGACCCAGAGGCCGUGGCCAUCAGGCUGAACCAGACGGCUCUGCAGGCGGUGACUCCCAUCACGAGUCUGGGGAAGAAGCAGGAAAGCUCCAGCCCCAGCCAGAACCUGAAGAACCCGGAGCUAGAGAAUGACAAGACUGUCCCCAGGGCAGCAGCUGAGGUUCCUGAAGCCGAAGAGCUGAUCACACCCGGGACGCCAAUUCAGUUUGACAUCAUGCUUCCUGCUACAGAAUUCCUCGAUCAGAACAGAGGCAGCAGGCGGACCAACCCUUUCGGUGAGAGUGAGGAUGACUCGUUUCCAGAGGUAGAAGAUUCGCUUCUGCAACAGAUGUUCAUAGUUCGUUUUUUGGGGUCCAUGGCUGUCAAGACAGACAGCACUGCAGAAGUGAUAUACGAAGCGAUGAGACAAGUCCUGGCUGCGCGAGCGAUUCACAACAUCUUCCGGAUGACGGAGUCCCACCUGCUGGUCACCAGCCAGGCUCUGAGGUUGAUAGAUCCUCAGACGCAGGUGUCAAGGGCCAAUUUUGAACUCACCAGUGUCACCCAGUUCGCUGCUCAUCAAGAGAACAGGAGACUGUUUGGCUUUGUCGUCCGCAUGCCUGAGUCCACCGGAGGAGAGUCUCUGAGCGCGUACAUUUUCGAAAGCAACUCAGAAGGCGAAAAGAUAUGUUAUGCUGUUAACUUGGGGAAAGAAAUUAUUGAGGUUCAGAAGGAUCCAGAAGCGCUGGCUCAACUAAUGCUGUCCGUACCACUAACCAAUGAUGGGAAGUAUGUCCUGCUAACCGACCAGGCGGAGGGCAGCCCACGUGGGAACCAAGGCGCAGAGUCGGAAGCCUGAGUCCCGGGCCUGAGGGCAGUGGCCGGCGGGGCCCCUCCUCAAGGGUUCCCACCUUCUCUGCCGCACAGGCGCACGGCCUGGUUUCAGGAUGCUGACUGCGUGUGCGCCCCUCGAUGCCUUCAUGAGACUCGGGCAGGAGCAGGCGGCGUGGGUGGCCGCGUCCCUACGUCUACACUUGUUCUUAGGUGCUCUGUGGUGAGUGCUUCCGUAGGCCGCUUGUCAGCGCUCGUCGGAAGCUUGGAAGAUGCACCUUCCGCUUUCCUCAGAUGCCAUCUCUCCUGUUUCCGCUGUCCUUACAAACGGCAGAGGCCUAGAUUUACAAUUUGAUAAAUACUAGAUAUUUCCUGUUAAUAUAAUCUAUUUUUGUAUUUUACCUAAUGAGCUUGAAGUGCCUGUUGUUCUGAAAGUGUACGGAAAGCCAGCUCAUCCUGUCGGUCCUGCAGCGCUGCGAGCACUGCCCGUGAUGUACCAGCUGGUGCAAGUCCCAGGCAUCACUGAUCCAAGACCAGCAGCUGAGAACCACAGGAGACGCCAGGCGUCACCCAGCAGGCACUCGCUCGGGUCCUCCCGACCUGACUGCUGUGGGGUUUGCUGGGGCCAGGCAGGGCACAGCUGCUGUUCUCCUUUCUUCUGAGCCAGACCUCCCGAGGACAGGACGGACCGGUGGGUUUUCACUCACUGGAGGCAAGGCAGGCAGGGGCUUGGUGUGGUCCAUUUCCAUCAGCAGUUAAGGGUAAAGCUCCUGAACUGUACAUCGGUUUAACUAUAACAAGCUCAACAGACUAUCAUUACCUGUGUAAUAAAUUAACCUAGCAAUGAUUA